UGUCACCGUCAGCCGGCCGUCGUCUACGUGCUUGCAUCAUUGUUAAUUACUUGUCAAUAUCGGUUUUUUGUUUAGAAAUGCUUUGCGGACGUUCCGGUACCGUUUUCUUGAGCUGGCACUGAUAAAAUUUAUCAACAAAGACUACUUUGAUUGAGGAAAGCUUAGCGAAUAGCGAUAUGUCAUCAUCCCUUGUCGAACUACGGCCCAACCGGCGCCUGCUAGACCACGAGUUCGAAGGUUAUAAAUUGAAUCUUCAAGCACUGCCCCACUACGCGUUUGAAUUGGAAUCUCCUGUCGACAGAGUGUUCCCCGACGAGGUCCAGUACUCCUUCAUUCACGCUAAACUCUUUGCGCUUCAUAAUCACUUGGUGCUCGACUAUUGGGACUACUCCUUCAACUACUACUAUAUUGAUAUAAAACAACAAGUGAGAUAUGUGACAUUUGAAAACACGAACCACAAAUUCCAGAACUCAGUUGUUUAUGAUAUUCCAGCUCAUGUGGAAAGGAAAUCGGGUCAUUUCAAUCUGUGUCUAACAUUUUCUUCAUCAAAUCUAGCUGUUGUGAGUGAUGGGACCGGCUAUUUACACAUCAUAGACACCGGGCCUAGAAACCGAUCUUGCUGUAGAAUGUGGCAGACACUUCAUUCAAGUUUAGUAUUAGGAGAAGGAAAAUACUUUGUAGUAUUGGACUCACGAUUACAAGAAAUGAAUGAGCGUGAAGUUCUACAUUGCCUGAUUCAAUCAGUUGAACAGAAUGAUAAACAUUUCAACACUGUACUUACUUGGGUCACUUUUGAAACUCACAAUCAAACUUGGAAGCAGACAAGUUUAAAGCAGCUGCAGGGCAAAGGCAUAGUCCAUUAUGCAGCCAUUGAGACAAAUUGUUCAGCAUUAUAUGUUGCUUCGGACAACAUUUUUAAAUUUACCUCAGAUUCAGAAAAAGAAAUUGCAGAGCCACCAAAAGAGGAACCACGGAAAAUUAUUUACACCUGGUUACAGACAACUGAAGAUAUUACUAUAACAUUGAGACUUCAAGAGAACUUUGAUAAGAAAUUAUUUCAUGUUACUGUAACACCGUUGAAUAUUAAAGUUUGUUAUGCGGGUAAUACAUUUGUUGAUGGGAAAUUAAGGCAUAAAGUUGACAGCGAGUUUACUACAUGGAAUGUGCAAGAAUCAGGCCAGGUGGACAUUCUUAUCACAAAGACAGAAAGCAUGCUGUGGAAUGAGCUGCUAGAAGGCGGAGAUGGGAAUGGAGAGCAAAUAUUGGAUGCAAGUUUAGUGGAGGAGGCACAUCAGAGACUGGCCCACUUGUGUUCAGAGACUGUAGUUACCACCGAUGAAGCCAUGCCUAGUGUGUCUACCCAGGAGUUGGAGGAAUGUGAUGCUGUUUCUGAAGAGGAUACUGUUUUAGUACGACUGGAUACUUCAAACCAUCAAAUCACCCACAGAAUACCACUCAGCAUUCACCAGUUCUUGUUUAGCAUCAAAAUUGAAACUCAGGAGGCAUCUGCCUUGGCCUUGAGACACGACGUAGAUGCUUGCAUCUGGCAGCCGUAUGCACAACUUGUGAAUACAGAUACCUGGCCUAUGAAACAUCAAGGGACACUGCUAGCAUUUGGAUAUGUCCAGUCAUCCAAACAAAAUCGAAAAUUUGUUACAUGCCCUCCGAAUUUCUCAUAUAGUGUAGUGUGUGAAGCUUCAAGACAUAUCUUUAUUUACCAAAAUGCAAGCAACGAGAACUGCCAACUGAGGAAACGGUCUGGCAGCAUGAUGAAGAAUGUGAAAGUAGGUCAACAGCACCUGUUCAACAUUGACAAAUAUGGAGAAGUAAUAGGUAUUAAUGCUACAAAUGAAUUUUUGUUUAUUUUGACAGAGAAGACACUCAUUGCUAUAGAGAUAUUGUAAAGCAUACUUUGCAUGAUAAAGAUCAUCAACCCCCGGCAAUAUGUGGGACAAUAAAACAGAUCGGCCACGUUGUUGUUGUCAGCAACUGUAGCGCCGCGUCUGCGGGACUUCUUCCGCGGGACGGACUGUAUUUUAUUCUGAUGUAGUGUCUUGCUUGUUGGGAUGAACUUCAUAAUUUUUUUUUAAUCCAUGAGAGGUGUUUCUCAGUGUUUCGAUCGCUGCGGCCGCGCUGAUAUUACAAUCCGCCUUUUUUCUUGAGGAAGGAAUCAUUUCCAAAUACCAUUUCAUAAAAUUGACAUUAGCACAGUACAGAUUAUUUUAAAGUCAUAUAGUAAAUUAAAUAUUUGUCUUUGUUGAAAAAUUGUAAUGACUACAGGACCGCAGUGGUCAAAACGCUCUGAGAACCACCCAAAAACUGAAUUUGAGAAUAUGAGACUACAAUUUGGUUAAUUCGAAUAGUAUGUAAGUGAUGAAUUCGUUUUGUAAUAAAUAAUUGUAAAUAAAAUAUUGUCUGUACAAA
Molecule: messenger RNA, 2424 nt
Organism: Plodia interpunctella (Indianmeal moth)
Lineage: Eukaryota; Metazoa; Arthropoda; Insecta; Lepidoptera; Pyralidae
Exons: 2
Coding region: 177-1904 (575 amino acids)
Source: RefSeq, a predicted model, not a curated record